CGUCAGGUGCAAUUCGCGGGGUUGUGUAUAAACGAUUGUAGAGCAAGGACAUGCCGGCUCGCCCACGGCGCCAGUUUGCGUCGCAUUUCUUGCAUGGCCUCCGUCCUCACUCAGGCGCCCCUCCCUGGCCCCCUCCAUGAAAUCCGCCUCUGCCGCUCCCUUCAGAAGACGGUAGCUCCGUCCUCGACGACCCCGACAACGGCGAUCACACUCCACGCCCAAGUUGAACAGAAGGCGCACAUCGCCGGGACCACUCACCUCGGGUUUGCCGACGCGCCUGAACAGCGUGUUCCCGACCAGGUCUUCCCAGCGACCUCUGCAGCCUCUAGCGCGCGUUUUCACCACGAUCACUUUUGCGAGACCCUGCCAUCCUCGUUCUCGGACAUGGGGCACUAUUCCCUUGACGCGCACACCGCAUCACAUUCAUUCCGAAAUGCCGACGAUGCGUUUUCCAGUCAGGAACCACCGUCGAAGCAGACAAAGUAUGAUGACCUCGCAGACGCGAUGAUGCGCGAACCUCCUGCGUCCAAGACGGUCUCGAUUGUCGCACCGUCCGACCUCUCGCACGAUCAUCACCACGAGGACGGUUACCCAACCUUAAACUAUGCUGUUUCUGAGCCCGGCCACUCUUCUAUUUACUCCGCCAGCUACGGAUACACAUUUUCGGGCCGUGGUCCGCUUCUCCACACGUACACGACCCAGUCGUUGUCUGGAUAUCCUGAUUCGCCGCAUGGCUGCCACACUAGCAUUCCCAGCCACCGCAACUCAUAUCCCCUGGAUAGCAUGCAUCUGUUAUCAACCCCAGCGUCCUUCUCAUCGCCAUCGCAUGUCGGUAGGAGAAAGCUCAGGAAGCCUAUUCAACAUCGACCCAUGGCUAGUGCCUCAGCACCAAGCCCUUCCAGCUCUAGCUUUCACCAAAGUGCCAGGUUAUGGCGGACUUUAAGCUUUCGAACUCUCAGCGGGACAGACGGAAAUCCUCGAUCGCGUAAGAGCAGCGGCUUGUUCUCUCGCGCGCCUCACACCAUCAGCGAGAGCGGGCACGGCUAUCCCAAAAGAGAAAAUGCUACACAAUCAGCCCUUAAAUCGCAUGAUAGUGGCGGUGGCGGCAGCAGGAGCUCUCAGUCGCAAUCGAGCGCGACUUCUCACUCUUCAAGUCCAUCAUCAUCGUUGUCGUCAAAUCAUUCGACACCGGCAACAACGCCGGACCAUGCAUCCCCUUCAAUAUCUCCUUUUGAGGACCCUCUGCCGGAACGUGUAGUCGAGGCAGCCGAAGAGAAGCAAGAGCCGCCCAUUCUGCCUCCCCAGCUCAGUCGGCGCAGCGGCCAGUCGCCUGCGCGCAAGCUCAAGAAGCGACGUCCACCGCCGAGCACGUCAUCAAGUCCACAAACGCAUAGUCUCUGGCGAUUGAGAACGCAGAUUCAGGGGCACUCUAGCCGAACGGAUGAUUAUGGAUUUCUACUUCCGAUCGACCCGGCAGUCCCGUUCGGUUUGGCGAUUCAGCCCAAGGAUCUAGCACGAUCUUCCCGUCCCUCUCUCAGGCAUGCGAAACGCAAGAGCUCGACAACCGCGCUUGCGCAAUUGGCCUGGACGGGCUUGUCAUCAUCCGAGCUUGCCGCCCUCACCUCUCGACUCAACAUCCGUCAACACUCCCCCGAGCGCUCUGCACGCCUUGCGCGGUAUGAAAUCGAGUUUCAGCCUGGCGUUUUUGACUCAUUCGGCGAGUCAUUGUACGCUAGUGGAGGGAACCCCAAGUCGACUCACAUCAACGACUUGGGCGAGAGCAAGGUGGAUACUGCGGACGAAGCACCGGGUGGGAACGGGAGCUCGCUAGGGAAUGCCGUGAGCUACACGCUGUCGACAAUGCGUAGGAAGGUCGGGAACUCGACGCGCGAGAAUGCGCAUGCACAUACUGCUACAGCUUCGUCCCCACCUCCCAGCAACUCUCAUGUCGACGUGAAGACUCACGUGACGCAAUCGCACUAUACGGGCCAGCAUCGGUCGAGUCGGCACUAUGCGAACCUCCUUGAAAGUGAUCCCAUGGCGAUGCGUCGCUGGACGCUUGCGAUGGCCGACGUACCCGACGAGAUACUUGUGCAGGAACUGGACAAGCUUCGGAAGGAGACCGCUAACAGACGGUCACGUUCAGGCAAAAUGCGGACCCCUACUGCUAGCUCGAACGGGCACAGUGACUAUGCUCAUGGAGAGCAGUCGUUCUUUACGGGCUCAGAAGAGUGGAAAGUGGGAGGACCGCACUUCCAAGUGGGCCCUGAGAGCGAUUCGGAGGAUGAGGAGGACGACACGAUCGAGGAGAUGGACAUUGAGGACGAUGAGGAGGAGUGGAGAGCAGCGAGGCGGGCGCUGCUGUGUUGUCGGGAACUGGUCCGGACGGAACGCAACUACCAGGCGCGUCUCAGGCAACUUCUCAACGAGCAGUCGUCACAUCCUCUAUUCUCGCUGCUGCUGUCCUACGUCCCCGCUCUCAUCCAGGCCUCGGAAGCGCUUUUGGUUCGCUUGGCGGACGACCCGUCGGCAUGGGGAGUGAGCACAGCCUUCAUUGGUUGUGAGGAGGAGCUCGAAGCAGCACUCGUGGCUUGGUGCGGCAUCGUUGGCGAGUUCUUUGCGGAGAGUGAUGAGAAGGAUAAGCGUGGCAGGAAGAUAAGCAGGAAAGGGCCGGGCGCUUUGCCUAUGACAGCAGCAAGGAGCGCAAGCCAAAGUGGAGGGGCAUUAAGCAAGCCAAAGAUGGCGGAGCACCGGCGCAUGUCGCUUAUCGGCUACGGCGAGGCUCCUGGAAGCAGUGGCAUGUUCACGGCCGCGCUGGGAACAGGUCUUGCGUAUGGCCUCUCGCCGACGUCGCAAACAACUCAAUUGGGGAAGCAUGGAAGCACUACUAGCGUCAAGGAGACGAGCCAUAGUGCGGCAGGUACACUCACGCGAACGCUCAGCAUGUGGAAACGUAAGAGCGUGCCGUCGUCGCUGUCGAAUCUACCCACCUCCGUUGGCCUUCCUUCCUCUCCCACUGGAAUGUCACCGACCACUGAGGAGAAGAAGCUUACAGUACGGGACCUCGCGAUUCAGCCCACGCAGCGGGUCAUGAGAUACGUCCUGCAGUAUAAAGACUUGCUCCAACACACGCCUGCAACUAGCCCUUCCAGGGGUCUGGUAGAACGUGCCCUCGAAAGUGCGCUUCGCAUUGCAAGUAAGUGCGACCGCGCGCAGGGCAACUCCACCUUCCUUCGCCGACCAUGAUCUGGUUGAUAUACCCUUAUUCGUUUUGUGUCUCUCCUCUUCUGUAUCAUGCUUUCAACAUCCAUGGAGUCCAUGCAACGCAUAAAAGCACGGGACCACGCUGUCAUCAUACAUGUACGACCACCCAUCCACGCAUAACUUAACUAAGAACUAUACGGCGCUGAACGGGUAGCUACACCGUGAAUUCGUCCACAUUGUCAUCUUGUACGCAUAGCUUGUACUGGUACCUACGACAUCACGACGGGGUGUGAACAUGUUCAC
This is a messenger RNA of Laetiporus sulphureus 93-53, 3507 nucleotides long. RefSeq lists its product as uncharacterized. Gene Ontology annotation, molecular function: guanyl-nucleotide exchange factor activity. The transcript is spliced from 7 exons. NCBI's taxonomy places the organism in Eukaryota, Fungi, Basidiomycota, Agaricomycetes, Polyporales, Laetiporaceae. Bases 94 to 3246 code for a protein of 1050 amino acids. The record is from RefSeq and is a predicted model, not a curated record.